GCAAGAAUACCAUGGUAUUUCACUUUGGUGUAUGUACUCUAGUCUAAACUAUCAACGUUAUGUUGUAUGCACUUGGAUUGCAUACUGUGCUUGUUUUUUUUCUAAACAAUAAAUGAUAGUACACUUGCGGCUUUUAUUUUUCAUAAUCAUCGCAUAUACGCGACAUGCUCUCAUGAGACAUAUUACAUACAAGCAAUGAUGUCUGCAUGCAGCCAUGUAUGUAUGGGAUGGCGGAAGCCAAGCCGGGAAUUUGAAGGGGCAAAGGGCGCAAAGUGGGGAAUAUCUGACAUGUGUGUCUAUAUUUUCAACAAGCGGAAAACAUCGGAGAAACACAUGCUAAACACGACGUGCGAGGAUGCCUGGAAAAACCCCGGCACACCAAGUCUCUCAGCGCCUAGAGCACCGCAGGAACACUGAUCGGCUUACAUGGGCAAGUGGAGGAUGCUACGAUAGCGAAUCGGUACAAGAGAAGCGUGCAUGCGGGAUUUGAAGGUGUGCUACCCCACGAUUUGCGUAAAGACUACAGAGUUGUUGGGUAAAGGAUUUUACGACAAGCGAGCGGGUUGCCGAACAUCAGUCGGGCAAUGCAGCCGAUAGACUUGUAUUGGAGUAGUGCGGAUUGGUGGAAGAUCUGCAGUACUCGGACCGACUCUGAAAACAAAUGGCUAGAU
This is a messenger RNA of Exserohilum turcica Et28A, 671 nucleotides long. RefSeq lists its product as uncharacterized. The record is from RefSeq and is a predicted model, not a curated record. The transcript has a single exon. NCBI's taxonomy places the organism in Eukaryota, Fungi, Ascomycota, Dothideomycetes, Pleosporales, Pleosporaceae. The coding region runs from base 196 to 417 and encodes 73 amino acids.